AGACCACGCCCCUCACCCGGGGAUAGCCCGAAUGGUGCUGUUUUACCUUUAGAGUCGCGACUCCGGCUGCCAUCAGCCGCGUAAUUCCCGUUGCGAGUCUCGUGUAAGGGGACCAGGGACUGGUGUUUCUUGAUUGUCCUCAGCGAGAGUCUGCAGAGCUGAAAGCUUCAGAGAGCGCAGGCUAUUCUCCCAGUGGUGCUGCCCUGCCAGCUUUGUUCUUUGGAACACUUUUGAAUCUGGCGUCGACAUGAACUGGGCAUUCCUCCAGGGCCUCCUGAGUGGGGUCAACAAGUAUUCAACGGCGUUCGGUCGCAUGUGGCUGUCUGUCGUAUUCCUCUUUCGCCUGAUGGUGUUCGUGGUGGCGGCGGAGAAGGUGUGGGGCGACGAGCAGAAGGAUUUCAGCUGCAACACGAUUCAGCCCGGCUGCCACAAUGUCUGCUACGAUUUCUAUUUCCCCGUGUCGCAUGUGCGCCUGUGGGCGCUGCAGCUCAUCUUCGUCACCUGUCCCUCGCUGCUGGUGGUGAUGCACGUGGCAUACCGUGAGGACCGUGAGCGAAAGUACCGUGCCAAGCAUGGCGAGGGCUGCGGUCGCCUCUACAGUGACACGGGCAAGAAGCGCGGAGGCCUCUGGUGGACCUACAUCCUGACGCUGAUCUUCAAGAUGCUCGUGGACUCGGUCUUCGUCUUCUUGCUAUACUACCUGUAUGAGGGAUACACCUUCCCUGCCCUCAUCAAGUGCAAGGAAGACCCCUGCCCCAACGUGGUGGACUGUUUCAUUGCUCGGCCUACCGAGAAGCGCAUCUUCACCAUCUUCAUGGUGGUCACUAGCCUGGUGUGUGUGUUCCUGUCCCUGCUGGAAAUCUUCUACCUUGUGGGAAAACGCUGCUGUGAGUGUGUGCUCUCACCUCAACAUUCUCGGCAGCUCUUGGUGACGACCACACUGGUCAACAGCAAAGAGGGGUAGGCCCGUCCAUCGGCUGGCCGAUUUGGUGCUCGCCUGCACUGCAGCCUGUUUUGACUCUGGCCUCAGGCAGGGAGGGCUCAAGGCUGCGUGAACAAGCAGAGGCACAAUGCGUUGGCAGGUGGGCAUAAGCAUCACAGCCUGACUGCUGUUAUCAGGGUGCUGAACUCCCUCUCAACUUCCUUGAGAAUUUGGAAAGCAGGGCUACAUAACCUGUAACAUUUCAUUCGUGCUCAUAAGAAGCCCUGCAUAUUUUCAGCCGAAAAAGCAAACGGAUUUACAGUGAGGAGAGUGAGUAUGAAACUGGAUUGAAAAGAGUUUUGAUAAGAUUCCAGUUAAUGGGUACAUUUCAAGAAGUCUCCAGCAUUGCACCACUGCCAGUGUGGCGUUCUGAGCGUCUGGUGUGCUUUGGUUUGGAAAUACUGAGGAUUUAGAAAGCAGUGUUUGUGCUGAAUGUUUUGGGCAGGGGUAUGCGUGUUCAUUCCACUGUAUUCGGGGUCACUUUUCAGAGGGGUUUAUUUCAGGGUUUGGGUACUGGAGCCCUUCACAUAUCAUUUUGUGACUUUUAUGAUUGUUUCACGGACUUGUUGAACAUCAAGAUCAACAUCUAAUACUUCAUAAACUCUGUCUUUACCCCAUGUCAUUGUUAAAUGUGACCAGACUUGUGUAACAGCUAAGGAAUCACAUGUAUAUUUCUAUGCAAAAGUCUUAAGCAGUCAAAAGUAGCAUUGGCAUUUUAGUUAGUUUGUUUGUUAGUGCACAUUUGCUCAGAACAAAAAUCACAUUUUAGCAUUAGGACAUAUGAAAAAAAGAGUAACACAAUAAAUACUUGUAAAAAUGUUUUCUGUUCUCCAAAAGUUACUGAUAUCUAGUUGGACAGCUAUACAAUCACCCCUCCAGUUCCCAAACCUCUCCUCAGGGGCACCUCAGCCAUUUCAUGUGUUUGUUAAAUUUCACCACCAGCUCACUUAAUAAGUUAAAAAGUCAGUGAGAUACUGAUUAGCUUUACCAAGUCUCCUAGUGGUCAAGUCAAAAAAUACUCGGGUGUAUUGGAUGGUUGCUGCAAAUACUGGGGUGAUGUUAGCAGAGGUUUCAAAAUGGCUAAGCUAACACACUUUGACAGGUAUAAUAGCAGAGUUUUACACGAACAUAAAGAUCAUUUCAACAUAAUUAUCUUUGGCUGCCUAAGACUUUUGCACAGUACUGUACAUUUUUUCUGUUUAUAAAAUGUAUAUGAUUUUUGUAUAAACUGUAUAUCACUAGGUAAUGAACUGUCUUUUUGCUACAAGUUUCAGUACACAAUGCCAGUUCUGUUAACGAGGGUGAAACAAUUGGCCAUUUCAGCUUUCUUUAUCUUGGGGUAAGUUGCAGUUGUGAAUUCCUGUUGAUCAGUGCUGUCAAAAUGCAUUUACUGUGGUGCUUAUAUCUGUCCUGUUUACAAACACAAAAUAAAGCAAUGAAUAAAAACA
Brienomyrus brachyistius is the source of this 2430-nucleotide messenger RNA. RefSeq names its product gap junction protein beta 10 (gene gjb10). NCBI's taxonomy places the organism in Eukaryota, Metazoa, Chordata, Actinopteri, Osteoglossiformes, Mormyridae. The transcript has 2 exons. The coding region runs from base 248 to 964 and encodes 238 amino acids. Gene Ontology annotation, cellular component: connexin complex. The record is from RefSeq and is a predicted model, not a curated record. Gene Ontology annotation, biological process: cell communication.